UACUCCUACUUUCACCCCCAUUGUGAUUCUCGGGCUUACGCUGUACUGGAGUUGGUGCGGAGUGAGCAGGAUCUAUCGACAAAUGCACAACUAUCAGCGCUUUUAUGGAUUGUAUUCUCCUACCUUCGUGGAUUUCCAAAAUAUGAAUUGAUGUCGUCGUUUAAAGUCGAGGAAUUUCGUCUUGAAAUUAAGGCCAGGUAUAGCUACGAAGUUGUGAAAUAGUUCCCUUGGAAGUUUUUCUCACGGCUGCAAAGCGAAUUUCCAGUUUACUAUUCAACAACUACACCAGCCAUCAUAUGGCGAGGCGAGUAGGGGGAGAAGGAUCCGUGAUUUUAACACGAAUUCCAUACACAAAUUGGAAUAAGAACGCGAGACUCCCCUGGUGUAACUUCAUGGCUAUUUUUUGGAGCUUUGUGGCAGUAUUGUCGCUUCUAUGUUGUGGAUUUUGUGGCGCUGAAACGGAGUUUUCGAUCUUGGAGGAGGCACAAGUUUUAGCCGUACAAAUGAAAAAACUGUCCUCGCAGGAGCUUGGAGUCUUCACCAUGCAGAGAAUCUUCAACUCGUUUGUGUACACAGAGAAGACCUCAAACGGAGAGACGGAGGUACAGCAGCUUGCAAAGAAGAUCCGUGAGAAGUUUAACCGUUACCUGGACGUGGUGAACAGGAACAAGCAGGUGGUGGAGGCGUCCUACACAGCCCACCUGACGUCCCCCCUCACCGCCAUCCAGGACUGCUGCACCAUCCCCCCCUCCAUGAUGGAGUUCGACGGUAACUUCAACACCAACGUGUCCAAGACCAUCUGCUGUGACCGGCUGUCCCCCACUGUCAACAGUCGAGCCUUUAACCCUGGACGGGACCUCAACUCAGUGUUGGCAGAUAACCUGAAGUCCAACCCGGGCAUCAAGUGGCAGUACUUCAGCUCAGAGGAGGGCAUCUUCACCGUGUUCCCCGCCCACAAGUUCCACUGCAAGGGCAACUACGAGCACCGCAGCAGGCCAGUGUACGUGUCGGCGGUGCGGCCCCAAUCGAAACACAUUGUGGUGAUCAUCGAUCACGGCGUGACCAUUACAGACACGCAGCUGCAGAUCGCCAGAGACGCUGCGCUCGUCGUCCUCAGCUCCGUAGACGAACAUGACAAGGUCUCGAUCCUGUCCUCAGCGGAGGUGGUGCGGUCCUGUUCUCUGGACCCGUGCUAUAAGAGCUACCUGUCUCCUGCCACCAGCGAGACCAAGAGGAAGAUGAGCACCUUCGUCAACAACCUCAAGGCUUCCGACAACCCUACCCUGCAUGCACUGGGCUUCCAAAAGGCCUUCCAGCUGCUCCGGAACACCAGCAACAUCACCCGCCAACUCACCAAUACGGACAUGGUGAUCAUCUACCUGUCGUCUGGCAUCACGUCCCGAGACGCGUCGGAGCACGAGAAGAGGGACACCCUGCGCGUGGUCAAAGAGGAGAACCGCCACCUCAACAACUCAGUCAUGAUCCUCACCUACGCCCUCAUGAACGAGGGUGUGACCGGUCUGAAGGAGCUAGCGUUCCUGCGCGACCUUGCGGAGCAGAACUCGCUGAAGUACGGCGUGCCCGACCGCUCGGCGCUGCCGGUGGUGAAGGGGAGCAUGAUGGUCCUGAACCAGCUCAGUAACCUGGAGACCACCGUGGGACGCUUCUACAUCAACCUGCCCAACCGCAUGAUCGACCUGGCCCGCUUCAGCCUGUCCUACCAGGACGCCAUGGGAGACGGUUUCAUCAUGACGGCGAGCCGGCCAUGUUACUUUGGCAACCUGUUGCUAGGCGUGGUGGGAGUAGACGUGAACCUGGCCUACAUUCUCGAGGACGUCACCUACCACCAGGAUUCCUUGGCCUCCUACACCUUCCUCAUAGACAACAAAGGUUACACCCUGAUGCACCCGUCCCUCACACGGCCCUACCUGAUGACCGAGCCUCCGCUGCACACUGACAUCAUCCACUAUGAAAACAUCCCAGGGUUCCCCGUAGUGCGGGACAACAUACUCCGUCUGCCGCUGGGCAGUCAGGUGAUAGCUGUGCCAACCAACUCCUCUCUGUCCUGGCACACCAACCGGCUACGAGACCCCAGCAGGGAGGCCUACAACGUCAGCUACGCAUGGAAACUGGUCCAGGACACAUCGUUUAUCCUGUGCAUAGUGUACGUCCAGCCAGAGAUCCCAGUGAAACACCUGAAGAACCUGAACACUGCUCCCAGCUCCAAGCUGCUCUAUCACCGCCUGGACCUGCUGGGACAGCCCUCCUCCUGUCUGCACUUCAAACAGCUGGCCACCGUCGAGAGCCCUACGGUGAUGCUGUCUGCAGGGAGUUUCUCCUCUCCCUACGAGCACCUCAGUCAGCCAGAGACCAAACGCAUGGUGGAACACUACACAGCCUACCUCAGUGACAACACACGCCUCAUAGCCAACCCUGGCCUUAAGUCGUCGGUCAGGAACGAGGUGAUGGCGACCAGUCACGUCACAGAUGAAUGGAUGACACUCAUGGAGAUGAGUAGCCUCAACUGCUACAUUGUGCGCCGUUACAUAGCAACGCCCAAUGGGGUGCUGCGGAUUUACCCCGGCUCGCUAAUGGACAAAGCCUUCGACCCAACCCGGAGACAAUGGUACCAGCACGCUGUAGCCAACCCAGGCCUCAUCACCUUCACUGGGCCUUACCUGGAUGUGGGCGGGGCUGGCUACGUGGUCACCAUCAGCCACACCAUCCACGCCUCAAGUUCUCAGAUGGCCUCAGGGUAUGCGGUAGCCGUGAUGGGCAUAGACUUCACCCUGCGUUACUUGUACAAGGUUCUGCUGGACCUGCUACCCAUCUGCAACCAGGACAAGGGCAACAAGAUCCGGUGUUUCAUCAUGGAGGACAGGGGUUACCUGGUGGCCCACCCCACCCUCAUCGACCCGAAAGGCCACGCCCCCGCCGAACAGCAGCACAUCACCCACAAGGAACCGCUGGUGGCCAACGACAUCUUGAACCACCCCAACUUUGUCAAGAAGAACCUCUGCAACAGCUUCAGUGAUCGUACAGUCCAGCGCUUCUACAAGUUCAACAGCAGUAUCAUUGGUGACCUGACCAACCUCGUCCACGGGAGCCACUGCUCCAAGUACCGGCUGACCCGUAUCCCAGGGACCAACGCUUUCGCCGGCAUCGUCAACGAGACGUGCGAUUCGCUGGCUUUCUGUGCCUGCAGCACCGUGGACCGCCUCUGUCUCAACUGUCACAGGAUGGAGCAGAAUGAGUGUGAGUGUCCAUGUGAGUGCCCCCUGGAGGUCAAUGAAUGUACUGGCAACCUUAGCUACGCUGAAAACAGGAAUCCCAGCUGCGAGGUGCACCAGGAGCCCCUGUCUCUGACGGUGAUGGACUCCAGUCUGCAGGACACCCUGCCCCAGUGCAUCAACACCCGCUGCAGCCAGCGCUUCACCAGCAGUGACUGUUUUGGCGUGCUGGACUGUGAGUGGUGCAUGGUGGACAGUGAUGGGAAGACCCACCUGGAGAAGCCUUACUGUGCCUUGCAGAAAGAGUGCUUCGGGGGCAUCGUGGGGGCCAAGAGCCCUUACAUGGACGGCAUGGGAAUGCUGGAUGAAGAGGUGGUGUCUCUGAACAUGAUGAAGAGUGCCCCGGUUGGGCCGGUUGCCGGGGGUAUUAUGGGCUGUAUCAUGGUGCUGGUGUUGGCUGUCUACGCCUACAGACACCAGAUCCACCGACGCUCACAUCAACACAUGUCCCCUCUGGCUGCACAGGAGAUGUCCGUCAGGAUGUCUAACCUGGAUAAUGAGAGAGACGAGCGAGACGAGGACAGCCACGAAGACAGGGGGAUCAUCAGUAACACCCGGUUCAUCGCGGCGGUCAUCGAGAGACACACCCACAGCCCUGAACGCAGGAGGAGGUACUGGGGACGGUCAGGGACGGAGAGUGACCACGGCUACAGCACCAUGAGUCCUCAGGAGGACAGCGAGAACCCUCCCUGCAACAACGACCCCCUGUCGGCCGGCGUGGACGUGGGUAACCACGACGAGGACCUGGACCUGGACACGCCCCCUCAGACGGCGGCGCUUCUCAGCCACAAGUUCCACCCGUACCGCCACCCCCCUUACCAUCACCCGCUCCACACGCACCGCCUGCAGGCGGCCGUCACCGUGCACAGUGUGGACGCAGAGUGCUGAUCCUAAACCUCCAUUCCCCUCCCUUCCCCCCAGGCCUUGGCUCUCCUCCACCCCCACCGGACCUCUUCCUCGACCUGGCUACAUUGGUGGGGCCCCUGACAUGCAACGCUACCACUACCGUCACCUCCAGACUCCACCACCAUGUAGGCUCCCACUGGGCCCAGCCAGGGUGAGGGGAGGUGGGCUGAGAGAGAAUAUGAGCAGACCCCCCCCUCUCCCGCUGGAAGUUUCCUUGGAAGAUCAUACACUGUAGGAGGAACACUAGCCUCUGUAGCCCAGCAGAGCUCCACUCAGAACGUGGGGGGGGGGGGGGAUGAGGGGAUGAGACGCAGCUGCUGGCCUUAUUCUAAAAGGGUCUGAACUUGUUUAAAAGUGUCAACAAAGGAUCUCCCAUGUUUAAGAAGACAACAAUAAAAAAAAGGAAGAAUUAAAGGAUUAUUUUUCUACUAUUUAUUGAACCGGAUUUGAGGUGGAUCAGAGUAGAGACUGACCGUGUGGCUGGAGCUGAACUGAAAGGACUCUGGUCGCUAAGGUAACCAGAGUGGCUGAUCAUGGAUCACAGUGAGCCUCUGCUGCACACUUCCCUCGCUUUCUGUCGAGGAUGCAUCGAGGAAGUGGUUAUUCACGCUGUCGUUUUGAUUAUUUUCAGUUGUGAAGAUAAGCUCUUUGUGAUGACUGGACGUACUGAAUAGAAGACAUUGAGAAACCCACCCACUUGUCUGAACUAGAUGUGUCGUACUCCGAUCACCUGGCCUACCAUCAGUCACUGGGGCUGCUGUAUGACUGAAUAUUGGCAUGCAAGGACCCUGGCAGAAUGACUCGGACACAGGAAGUACAGUGCCCAUGCUUUGGUGCCCUGUUAUCUGCCUGAAAAGAAAGGUAUAAUGAGGCUUGGUGGAAUUGGUUGGUCUGUCUUCGGACCUCACACUGGCAUCUGGACCUGGUGGACCAAGCUAUGGCUCUCUCUGUCUCUAUGCCUGAGUGGGACCUAUUAGUGUUGAACAGAGGAGUGUGUGUGUGUGUGUGAGUGAGUGAGAGCUGUUAUGGCUGCAUCCAUUAUUCUGUUCCUUUUGUGGUCAAUUAAUAAAAACAGUCUUCUGUACACACUGCUUGUGCUACAGUCAUGGUGUGUGUGUGUGUGUGUGUGUGUACAAACUGCUUGUGCUACAGUCAUGGUGUGUGUGUGUGUGUGUGUGUACACUCUGCUUGUGCGUGUGUUUGGUCUGAUUGUAGGAAGGUGGUCAGAGCAUCUCCAUUGAAGGCAUCAUUAUAUGUUUUAAUUGUUUCCCCCUAUGACUGUGUGCUUUUUUCAGUCAUGCGAUCCAUGGUUUAACUGUUCCAAAUCAAGUCAUCAUGAUAUUCAUUUAGUUUGGGUAAAGAAUGUCUGGUUUUUUUUUUCUUCUCCUGAACGAAUAGUAUAAAGUGUACAUAUGUUAAAAUAAAUAUCACAAAUAGCUAUUAAUGUGUUACACUCCAUAUGUCUAUGUUGAAAAUUAAAUAUUGUGUGCUCAAAAUGAUGCUCAGAUAUUUGAGUAUAUUUUGCAAUUUUCCAGCACAUGGUAUCGAUCUGACUUUACGCUGCGAUUUCGAUGUUAUUAGGUCUACCUUUCUUUAGGUCCAUAUUGGAUGGAAAACAGACUGACAUUGUGGUAUUUUACACACUUCAGUUGGAGAGCAAUCGUCUUUAAAAGCCUCGUAUUUUUAUUACACUUAGGGUCCAAAUGUCACGGAAAACAAUAUCAAUCGACAGGAAGAGAUUUCAUUUGAGACUGCAUUGGAACUUUCUCCCUGUUCGUUGAGUUGAAUUAGUUCUAGACAGGUUAUGGGUCAAUUUAAUUUCGAUUAGAAAGGUUUUACCCGGUUACUUCCUGCAAUAGAAUUGAGCCCAAUGUCGCCUAACCCUAAAGCUGACAUUAUGGGAUGUUGUGGUACUCUCCUCUCAAUGUAGUUAAAAGCAGUCAUUUGAUUUAGUUACAAUUAGCAUCUACUGUCCUCUUCUUAACUACCACCACUGAAAUCUUAGCACUGAACGUUACUCCUAACACGACACCGCUCUGGUGAAUGUACUGAUUCUGGAAUGUCAGUGCAUAUUUCCUACUCAGGAUGGUACCAAAGCAUAAGUGGGUUUGGUUCUGGAAAAACAUUUACUGAGUAGUGUUGCGAAUAACUCUGUUUUUACAUUCGUUUUUUUCUUUUUAGUUCCGUUGUAGUAAUAACAUUUUUAACAGGAGAGAGCAUUAACAGUAUUUACCAGCUGUUGUAAGCAAGUAUAAUUUUGUUUAUACCGAACGCUAUGAAUUGUAUUAAUGUACUGAAGGAAUUUCAAUGUGUGUAUCAUUCCUUUUUUUUCCAGUGUAACAUAUACAGUUAUAAUAUGGAGAUUUAUUGCAAUGUGAAUGUGAUAAAAAAAAGUCAAUUUUA
Salvelinus fontinalis (brook trout) is the source of this 6599-nucleotide messenger RNA. Its product is annotated as VWFA and cache domain-containing protein 1. Gene Ontology annotation, cellular component: voltage-gated calcium channel complex. Bases 297 to 4178 code for a protein of 1293 amino acids. Lineage: Eukaryota; Metazoa; Chordata; Actinopteri; Salmoniformes; Salmonidae. The transcript has 26 exons. The record is from RefSeq and is a predicted model, not a curated record. Gene Ontology annotation, molecular function: voltage-gated calcium channel activity.